AUGACGGUUUUAUAUUCCGUCAUUGCAGUGAGACUUUGGAAUUCCGAAUUGAAUUAUUCAACCAAUUACAAGAAAAAUAGAAGAAAGGAACCCAUAACGGAUAGCAGGAAUUCUAUAUCGUCAAAUAAUACAACGUCAUAUAGUUUCGAUAGAAAAAAUAUAAAUUAUUCAAUGAGGAGGCAAACAACGACGGGAGAAAGAAUAAAUCACUCACCGCAUUAUCAUCAAGUUUAUCAAUAUAAUCCGGGAAGAAAUGUGAAAAAAAAUUCCCAUUAUAGAUCAAGUAAAAACAUAUUGAAAGCACGAAGGAGAGUUAUAAGAAUGUUAACAAUGGUCGUAUUAGCGUUCGCCAUUUGCAAUUUGCCAUUUCACGCGAGAAAAAUGUGGCAAUAUUGGUCUACGCAAUACGAUGGAACAUCCUCAUUCAGUUCUCUAUUCACUCCUAUAACAUUUUUAUGUACUUACUGUAAUUCCUUGAUAAAUCCUUUGCUCUAUGCUUUCUUAUCGAAAAAUUUUCAAAAAAGCAUAAGAGAAUUAUUUACGUGUACCUGGAGUAAAAGUAAAUAUCAUUCGAAACAAAUAUCUUUUCGUCAAAAAUCACACAGAUCCGUUACGAGAAGCAUAUCGAAUAAUGGAUGA
Molecule: messenger RNA, 639 nt
Organism: Pediculus humanus corporis (human body louse)
Lineage: Eukaryota; Metazoa; Arthropoda; Insecta; Psocodea; Pediculidae
Product: class A rhodopsin-like G-protein coupled receptor GPRnna10, putative
Exons: 2
Coding region: 1-639 (212 amino acids)
Biological process (GO): G protein-coupled receptor signaling pathway
Cellular component (GO): plasma membrane
Molecular function (GO): G protein-coupled receptor activity
Source: RefSeq, a predicted model, not a curated record